This is a messenger RNA of Boeremia exigua, 1794 nucleotides long. Its product is annotated as putative lysosomal cobalamin transporter. Gene Ontology annotation, cellular component: vacuolar membrane. The coding region runs from base 1 to 1794 and encodes 597 amino acids. Gene Ontology annotation, biological process: protein localization to vacuole. The transcript is spliced from 2 exons. Lineage: Eukaryota; Fungi; Ascomycota; Dothideomycetes; Pleosporales; Didymellaceae. The record is from RefSeq and is a predicted model, not a curated record.
AUGGCGCUCAUCCAGACCAGCCUCAUCUGGGUCGCCUACGCCGUAGCCGUCGGCAUCCUACUGGCAAUCGCCUCGGUCUUCGUCUUCGUCUACCAGACGCCCCGUGACCGCGCUGCCUCGGUCACCAUCGUGUGCAUCUUCACGACCCUCGCGCUGCUUGCGACUGUCCUGCUUAUCCCCGUCGACGUCGCCCUCGUUUCGUCCACCAGCCGCUCCAGCCUCGGCCGCAAGAAGGACUGGGCCACGCCCGAGAAGGUCCACGACAUCACCCACACCCUGCAGAUCGUCUACUAUCUGCUCUACUCGCUCGACGCCAUUCUCUGCCUGCUGGUCGUCCCCUUUACCUACUUCUACAAUGAGGAGUACGAUGAGGAUGCUGCUGAGCACGGCGAGCAGACAGUUGGCCAGAGGAUCCUGGGAGCAUUGAAGUACACCAUUGCGUUCCUCCUCUUCGUCGUCAUCAUCUUCCUCGUUGGCUUCUUUGUGCCCUUCGCAAAGCAGGCAAAGCACGACAAGGACAUGGACCUGGACUUCUUCAAGCACCUGCUCGCCGAGAACCAUGGCGAGCGCGCACUCUCAUUCGCCCUCGGGCUUCUCAUGACGAUCGGUACUAUCCUGUUCGUUCUCUACACUGGCGCCGGCAUGGCUCUUCUCCCCGUCGCCAUGAUCAAGUCUGCGCCCUCAAUCUCUGCGCCCACCCUCGCAGCCAAUACCGCAUCUCAGCUCGAGGCCAACCGCGAGCGCCAGAGGCAGCUCGAGGGCCGCGCUGAAGGUCGCCAAAACGGGCUGGAUGCUAGGGACAGACGUGAGCUGGAAGCUCUCAACCGCGAGGAGCGCACGCUCAUCCGCCGGGAGCGUCUCGCUGCCGAGUCCAGCGGUGAGGACCGACACCUUAUUGUCAAGACUUGGAUCAAGAUUGAGGCCGUCUUUCGACCUCUGAAGCUUGUCGGUGGAUUGAUUCUCAUGGUCUUCGCACUCUUCAUCUUCUCCAGUAUGCUCAUCACCAGCAUCGACAAGGCCAAGAACUCCAUCUGCGGCGCUCACUGCGGCUACAUCUUGGGCCACAUCAACAUCUUCCAGCCACUGAACUGGGUCCUUGUCAAGGCAUCUAAAGUCUUCCCAAUCGACUACGUCCUCUUCUUGCUCCUCACUUUGUUCCUCUUCUCUGCCUCUGUCGUCGGUAUCGCCACGGCCGGAAUCCGCUUCCUCUGGCUCACAAUCUUCAAGAUCCGCAAGGGCCACACCUCCCCUCAGGCCCUCCUCAUGGCCACCGUGCUGCUUACUCUCAUCGUUCUGGCCAUCAACUAUUCCGUAGCCAUGGUCGUUGCGCCCCAGUACGCCACCUUUGGCCCCCAAACCUACUGCGACCUACCAGUGAACCACGUUGGCGACCAACCCGACUGCUCUGAGCACAAGGAAGCCAUCAAGGCGUGCUCCGAACUCGCAGACAAUCCCGUCGCUCACGACGUCUGCACGCCUUCGGUACUCAGCACCUUCAUCAACCGCGUCACCAUCAACUUCCCCUUCUUCGGUGUUGUAUUGUUCUGGGCUCAAUUUGCCUUCUUGGGCGUCUACAUUGUCGUGUUCCUUACAACACUCUUCAAGGUGCCUAAGCUCGACCAGGAGCAGAUGGACCGCGAUCUGGAAGAGGAUGAGGAGGAGGGCCUGCUUGCUAGCACAGGCCGUAGGUUCGGCGCCACAUGGCAGGAUAUCACCGGCCGAUCGAAGAACAACUACGGCGCUGCCGAGUCCAGGAACGGCGGGCGCAGUGGCGAAGGAGAGGGCUUGCUAUAA